This is a messenger RNA of Haliotis rubra (blacklip abalone), 6045 nucleotides long. RefSeq names its product monoglyceride lipase-like. Gene Ontology annotation, cellular component: membrane. The record is from RefSeq and is a predicted model, not a curated record. The coding region runs from base 185 to 1063 and encodes 292 amino acids. The transcript has 8 exons. Lineage: Eukaryota; Metazoa; Mollusca; Gastropoda; Lepetellida; Haliotidae. Gene Ontology annotation, molecular function: lipase activity.
GCUGAUUAACAGAUCAACAAAUCUAAUCAACUGUCAUCUUAAAUGUACUCAGACGCAGUUGAAAACACUUGCUAUCAGUCUCGUGCUUAGCUUUAUUUAUAGAGGGCGUGCUGUACUGGUGCUUGUCCUGUCCUUCACCUUGACACCAGACGACCACCACUCUUGACAGGGGGCACAUGUGAACAUGUCGGAAGAUAAACACAGGUCCGAAGAUACAAAAUAUGAGGGAUUUUUUACCAACAAAGAUGGGAAGAAGAUAUUUUGUCGAUACUGGAGCGAAGAGGAAGGAUUGACGAAACCAAAGGCUUUGGUUUUCAUUACCCAUGGUGCUGGGGAACACUGCCUGUGGUACACUCAGCUGGCACAGCAGCUCACCCAGAAGGACCUGUAUGUCUUCUCACAUGACCACAUCGGCCAUGGACAGAGUGAAGGUGACAGGGUGCACAUCGACCACUUCUCUCAGUACACCCGAGAUGUGUUCCACCAUAUUGAACUCAUACAGGAGAAGUUCCCCGCCGUUCCAGUCUUUCUUAUUGGACAUUCCAUGGGAGGCACUAUUGCAAUCAAAUCAGCCAUGGAGAGGCCUGAUUUCUUCAAAGGGGUCAUCUUAAUCAGCCCUGCUGUGAUCCCAGACCCAAAUGUGGCCACCCCAGUCAAGAUCACUGUCGGGCGAUUGGUUGGUCGAAUGUUUCCCCAGUUCCCGAUCAUCAAACUUGACAGCAAGAAUGUUUCUCGGGAUCCUGAAGUGGUACACAAGUAUGAUACUGACCCCCUGGUGUAUCAUGGCAAGCUCAAGGCAAGAUGGGGCAGCGAGAUGUUGGCCACCCUGCAGGACAUCACGUCCAAUCUGGGCAGUGUGGAGUGGCCCUUCAUAGUCCUUCACGGGACCGAAGACAAGAUGUGCGAUCCAGCGGGAUCAAAGCUGCUGCAUGAGAAGGCCCAGAGCAAGGAUAAGACUCUCAAAAUUUAUGAAAACUACAUGCAUCAGCUGCACAACGAGCUUGGUGAAGAUGGAGCAGGUGUCCGUGAUGACAUCAUCAACUGGAUCACACAGAGAAUGUGAUUGGUUGAGCUGACAGUUACACUGUUUAUCACCUGGCGAGGAGGCCAUUUAACUGACCUCAGUCCUGAAAUGGGAAGUGACUAAUUUUAAAGAAACCCGUUAACAAUUUGUUAUACAAAACAUGGUAUCCUGUGCAUGACAUGCUUUCUGUGUCAACUUGCUAACAGGGUUAUGUCCCAUGGUCCUGUGGACAGAACAAUGCAUCCAAACCUGUGAAGAUCUGGGUUAGAAUUGGUCUCAGUAACCCAUGCUUGUUGAAAGAGGCGACUAGCGGGAUUUGGUGGUCAGGCUCCCUGACUUUGUCAACACAUGCCAUCGUCGUAUCUCGUAGAUCGAUGCUUAUGCUGUUGGUGACUGGAUUGUCUGGUCCAGACUCGAUUUUUUACCAACCCCCGCCAUAUAGCUGGAAUAUUGCUGAGUACGGCAUUAAUCAACCAAUCAACCAACCAACAAACAAGGCAUCCAACCUCGUGUCUGACAUAUAUCAGAGUCUCGGGUUCGAUCCUUAUCAGGGCCGGUGGGGUAGUCUAGUGGUUAAAGCGUUGGCUCGUCACACCAAAGACCUGGGUUCGAAUCCCCAUAUGGGUACAAUGUGUGAAGCCCAUUUCUGGUGUCCCCCGCCGUGAUAUUGCUGGAAUAUUGCUAAAAGCGGCGUAAAACCAAACUCAGUCAGUCAGUCGAAUCUUAUAAGAACAUUUCAUGGCGUCUCCACAUAAAUCAGAGUUAAUGAAAUACUGAAUUCCUGAUAAAGAAUUCCUUGAAGUAUUGGAUUAUUGAGUACUGUUAUAGAUAUAUGUAUUACGGUACACAGAUAUCACGUAUUACAUAUAUUUUUUUGCAUGAAAUCAAGCAUAUUUUACAGCUCAAUUCCAUAAUGUCCACAGAGAGCUCCUACAUCAAGAUAUUUUUUAUACAUAUAUGUUUCAUAUUGAUUGGUGGCAUGUUUUUAAUGAACGGAACACAUUCAAACAGAAACAAUAUUGUUCCAUCACCUUGCUGAGAUGAACUGUUUGGGGGGUAUGUUAUUAUUACUCAUGAUAAGCUCUCAGUCAGUCACGGUCGGUGGCAAGUCAGCUGAUUGGUUGUUAGUGCUGAAAUUCUUGAAGCAUAAUGUGAUGUAUAUUCAGGUUCAAUAGCUUGAUUAUUACAUUGCCUUCCAAGCCUUAAAAACAAUGAGGUGGGAGGCUUCAAUUUUGAUGUUUUUGUUAUUUCAAAAUAGCUUUUUAAUGGCAAGCUUUUAUUAGUGGAAUGGUCGUUUAUCGUUGUUAAAGGAAUAGAAGUGUGUCCUGAAAUCUGAUUGGUUGAAAAUGCUGCUUAUUUUGAAAUAUUUCAGAAUUUGGGUUCUGUUCUUGAUACUAGUAUGUGCCUUUUUCAGUCCCAAAUUUGAAAAACAUGCAAUUAGCCUUGUCAGAGGCGAUACUAGGUUAAUUACCUUUUAUGUUGGAUCAACAAUUGUCAGAAGUACUUAAAUGUAGUCAGGUUUUCUGCUCAUUCAGCUAACAAGACAGGUUCAGUUAUCAUGGAAACAUGUGACAUUGUCCAGUGUAUAAUGAUGUCCGUGCAUUCCAGGGGAACGUUAUCUCUGUUUCACAGCUGUGAGUGUUAAUGUAGGGUUUAAAAGUUCAAAUGUAACUUUACAACAGCAUUAUUUCAGCCAUAUAGUAACAGUGUUCAGGUAGAAAGACUGGUACAGUAAAUGAUGGAUAACAGUUGUAUUUCACAAUGUCCAUAAACAACAUGUUUUCUGAAUUUUAAUUUGAAUUUGAAUUUGUCACUGAAUUUGACCAAAUGGAAGUUCAAAUUUCACCUGUCAUUCUAGUAUAGUUAUAGCAUCUUAGAGGAGAUUUAAUUUUCAUUUAUAGGACCAGUGAAAUGCUUUAAUGCUUCUUUCUACUAUUUUAUUGAUUGCAGUUUUAUGGCAGAAUAGGUAUUCUGUUGUUUACCAUAUCGUGUGAGUUUACUCCAGUUUACACAUGCUUACUACAUCAAAGACCAAGUGUGUUCAGAUUAUUCUUGGUGUGUUGUGAUCUGCAGGACUCCUGAGAGGCACCACUCCGACAAGAUCUGUGUGACAUAGUCUCAGUAUUUUAUGUUGUGUUUUCACCAUGGCCCUGUUGCACAAAGGUUAGCGACAAAAGUGAUCGUCACUCCGAUAUCAGGUGUUUGAGUGGCAUUUAGAAGGGAUACACAUAAGGAUGAGAGGUUUUAUGGAUGUCAACUUCUUCAUUGUGAGGAACACAACGAAAGGAUAUACUCCGAAACCUUGUGUUCCUCAUAAUAAAGAAGUUGACAUUCGUAACUCGAAUAGUUACAAGUCAUACUGCUACGAUUGCAUUGUGCACGGGGGCCAAGGUCAUUCAGCUGAUCAGUAUUUUCACGAUUACUUAAGGUUUUACUGAUGUUUUUGUGCAUGCUGUUGUUGGCUUUUACAAUCUUACAUCCCACACCUUGUAUCUACAGAACCUAAACUCUGCUCAAAACAAAUGAUAAAAUGAAUUGAAAUGUAAAAUGUUUGAAUGUGUUGAGUGUUAAAUGCCUUCUGAUAUUUUUGUAUCUUGAACCAAGAAUUACUGAGAGUUCAUGUUGGCUGUCCCAGCCCAGUUGUUCAUGUGAAAACCUACAUAUUCAUAUCGACCUAUCAAAUAGAACUGGCUUAUCACAUGCGCUAUUUUUGCAUGCUUUUACACAUACCCUAUAAGAAUAUUUUUGUAUCUCCUUGACAGAUUUGACAUCAUAUUGUCGAUUCAAAUAAUUGUUACAUCUUUACGAUGAAGCUUGUUUGCUAAGUAGAACUUGUAUCCUUCUUCAGCAUUUGUCGCAUGUGAUACAGUAUUUUCACCAUUUAUUUUAGGUGUAAUUUUUUCACCCAUUUCCCACCAAAGCUUUGUAUUUGAAGUCAUAAUAUCCAUCUCUAAUCUUAGCACAGUAUUUCUCUCGCUCACAAGCUUGAUAUCAACAUCAACAGGCAAUGAAAAUGAUUUUUCUGAACAAAACUGCUGCCUUGAUAAAUUUAGUUAAGUUAGAGUAUUGUUUUGAAACAAAUAUUCUUAUGAAUAUCUUUUUGAUACAUUCAUGAUAUUGGAAGUUGUUAUACUAUCUGGCACUCCAGGUUGUAUUGGACACGUAUAUAUACGCUAUGUGAUAUAGCUGCUUGUUUCUAUCAUGGAAGACCUAAUUUGAUUGUACAGCUGUUUAGUGUCAUGCAGUGGCAGUUGAAUGGAGACACAAUAAACAUAUAAUCAAGUACAAGGAUCGAUGAAUAUUGUCUAAAAUGUUCUAAUGACAUGUAGUUGUGUGUGAUGGUCUGUGCACUUUGAUACAAGUCUGCAACCCACCUCUACCUCUGUGUUCUGUGUAAAGACAAGAAUUCUCAUUUUCAGUUGAUAUUGACAGUGCCAGGUUGGAAAGCAGAACAAAAGUGUGUCAUAUAGCUGUUACAAGUGGAUUGUUCUGUACUGUUCCCGUAUUUGUUCAUAUUAUGUGUUCAAAGAGGAGGAUGUAUAAUGAUAAUAAUAAUAAUAGUUCCAUUUGUAUAGCGCUUUUUCACACAUCUGUGUACGCUCAAAGCGCUUUAUACAUGAGUGAAUGUUACGAUCACCCAAAGUGUUUAAAGAGGAGGAUGUACCUUACAUUGUUGGAUGUUUCAAUCACCCUCCGACACCACUAAAACAAUGUUAAGGUUCACCCAGUUAUACCAUAGUACUGUAGGUAAUAUGUCAUUGAGUGGUCCCCAUCGUGAUAUCGCUGGAAUAUUGCUAAAAGCGGCGUAAAACCAUUCUCACUCACUCAUUAUUUUUGCAUGACAGAUUGACAACAAUAGUAUGAGAAAUCAGAUGAUCCUCAGUUCAUUUUUUAGUACAAAAUUAUGAAAAGAUUAGUUUUAUUUUCUUCUUCGUGAUCCUCUGGAUAUUAAGAUGAAAUCAGUAUCUCAGAAGGACUUUUCAUGGUGCACCAAAUGAGUUUUUUGUAUAUUCCAGUUGUAUCUUUUCUUUUGUAUUUUAGUGUGUUUGUGUGUGUAUGUGUAUUUAGGGAGUUGUUUGCAUAUUCUAAAAUAGCUUUUACUUACUGAAUUUGUUUUCUUUUAAUACAUUGUAGUUUUGUAUUCUUUCAGUAUUGUGAAAGAUUCAUGUACCGCAAACUUCUGGUGGCUGUGUCUUGUCAAACAGGUUUGAACUCUGUAGUUCCAGAUUAACCAGUGUAGAACAAUCUGUUAGCUAUUAGAUGGGUCUCAGGUUCAAGUCCAUUGGGCAUAGAGUGAAUGUUAUUUUAUGCCGUAACCAUCAGCAUUCAAACUACAUCUUGUUACACAGUGGGCUUGGGAUUUAGCAUUAAGAGGAAAUAUUUGAUAAUCAGUCCCUCUGUAUUUGAAGAAUUGCAAUUAUUCUCAAUGUAUUAAAAAUGUAUUUAAAGAUGUUUGUUAUUAUUAUAGGUAACAUUAUUAUAUCCGAUUAUAAAAUAAAAAACAGCUUCCAAUGUGAAGCUUCCCUUCCAUCCUUCACUAUCAUCACUUUGAUGAUCACACACCAUAUGGACUUUAACCACUAGGCUACCCCAAAGCAUUUGCUCGUCACAGCAAAGACCCAGGUUCGAUACCCCACAUAUGUACAAUGUUUAAAACCCCUGCUGUAAUAUUGCUGGAAUGUUGCGAAAAGCGGCGUAAAACUAAACUCACUCACUCACCUGGAAAGAUUGGGCCAGACCAGGAUUUCCUGGUCAAGAGGUGUGUGUGUGUUUAGUUUUAUGCCACGUUUAGCAAUAUUCCAGCAACAUCACAGCAGGAUGUCAGGUUUACCCUAACAUACUGCGAGCUCAAUUAUUUCAGGGAAACAAGAAAAUAUGCCUCUCAAUUAACACAUCUACAAGGUUCUGCAAGCAAAGUAUUUUUUGUCAAUACCUGUACACACUUAUGUUGUCAUUAUUUUUGACAGUUGUUGCAUUGCUGGUCAUAAAGAUAUUUGGUCAUAAAGAUAUUUGAUCCUAAA